AUGGUGCCAUCGCAAUCGGCGCCGGACAAUCCCCAGGAAUCCGCAAAGUUCCCCUCGAGAUCUUCGGCGAGGCUCGAUGAAGAGCCCGAGUGGGAUCAACCAGUUCGCUCUCCCGCCUUCGACUCAGCUUCGUUGCGCCAUCCUUCGCAAAAUCUUGCAGAGCCUUCCUCUGAAAAGACGACUCCGCUGCCGCUACCUCUGGCAUCGCCACGAACCCUUGGGCCUCUAUCGCGAUCCAACACCGGCGGGGUAGUCGAACCGCCUCUCAACUCUGCAAAGUCCACCUAUGGACACCACCGCCAGACAUCCAUCGUCCACGGGAUCCAACACUCGAGAAAUGGCAGCGGCGCGAGCUCUUCAUCCAACCCGCUCAGUCCUCAGAUGAUUGCAGCAGCUGGCCUGGGGCUUGAACGGAUGGACAUACAAGCAGCUAUAGCACGCUUAGAGGGAGAUGCUGGGCCACCUCGGGCCACCACUGCUGCUAUGCUGGCUGGACAAGCGACAAGCCCCGGCGAUGGAACCUAUACAAUGAAACGAUCGCCCUCUAGCAACGGCGUAACUCCUCCAGGCUCGGCUCCGUCGCGCAGAGCUGAGCGGAUGCACAGCAAGUCAAGGCGUGAUCACCCUUCGCGAUCAUCCCGCCAGCAUCGAGACGAGCAGAAAACCGUAGGCGAAUAUGCCUUACACGUGCUCUUUACUUCUUUCAUUGCACAAGCUGAAGAAAAGCUGAACGAAUGUAUAACCACUCCCUUCGAUCCAGAGCCCCAGAUUGACAAGAUAUGCGGCCCUGGCGUGGACCCGGCUUUCGACCAGCUCAUCGUUGCCCUUGGCCAUAUCGCAAGUCCCAAGCCGAAGAAUCUGAUAGACUCAAUGAUGCUUUGGAGGAAGAGCAAAAGCGAUGCUGCAAACGAAGCGAGGGCGCAGCUGCAACAGUUACGAGUGGCUCACCCGAUCCCACCGCUGUUGCGCAGAAAUACUGAGCCUGUGCCAAUUGGCCCGAUUGUAUCCAAUGGCUCUGAUAGCGGUCUCUCCGGCGGCGGAAUGCUAGCUUCGAAGCAAGAGUAUGUAGCCCAGCAAGAGCGCCGCUCCACUGUCUCCAUCUACAUUCUCUGUCGUGUUCUGCUCGAAGUCAUAUGCCAGAGCAGCUUAGCAUCCAUCACCCCGGAAGUCGAGGACAAAUUAGAGAGCAUAAUUUUUGGGCAGCUCAAGAUUGCCGACAGCGAGCAGCUACUCGCCUCACCCUUGAAGAUGGCAAAUUGGAACCUUUUUACCCUCCUCCUUGGCCACAUGAGCGACAUCAAUUUCGCCGGAGUCACGAAGCGAUUCAUCGAAGAUCUUGAUAGCGCUCUAACUGAGCGUGUGACCAAAAGUCCUACCUCUUUGACAAGCCGCGAUACCAAUGAUGGAAAGAUGGAUCUUGUUAUAGGAGGCAUGAAGCAUCUUCGCAUCAAAAUUUCGCCCGAAGAUGCAUGGGAACAGUCAUGCGACUUUCUAGUGUCGUUGGGUCGUCUUUUCAACAGAUCUCAUGGACCAAGGGUUAAGACCGCUUUUUGCCAAAUCAUCGACCUGCUUCUGCUCGGAAUCGCAUCCAAAGCGAGCAAUAGCCACCUGAUGCAUCCCAAGUGGAUGGAAGUUGUGGCAGCCAUUGGGCCCCGGCUGGCUCAGAUGUUUACAAAGCCACGACACUGGACCGUCGCAUUCCCACUCACGGCCACAAUGCUUUGCGUCUCUUCGCCGGACAACUUUGGAGCGCAGUGGCUGCAGCUGGUUCUGCCUCUGCAGACAAAGGUAAAAGAUCGACUGACCAAGCCUUUAUGCCUACAAGUCAUAUCCCGCCUGGUCUGGACAUACCUGUAUCGUACCAAUGACACCUUCCAAAGCGUGGCGCGGAAGCUAGACGACGUUAUGAAAUUGGUCCUUCCGCCAUCGAGACGGAGCAUUGUUGCAUCUGAUGCCACCAUCACAGAACCUCUGAUUCAGAUAAUCCGCAUCAUUGGUUUCAAAUACCCCGAGUUUUGCUUCCGCACCGUCAUCUUCCCUCUCAUUAAUGCUGAGCUCUUCAUUGCCAAUAAAGAUCUCAGAGUUGAGCAGCUGGAUCCUGACAGGAUUGUAGUCGGCAUUAGGGCUUUCUUGAGUAUCAUGUCAGAUUUAGAAAAAGGAGAGCAAGGCCGACCACCAUUUCCUCAGAUUUACGACUCGAGCCCAACAAGUGCAGAGCGAUUUCCUACAUCGCCAAUGCUAGCACCUCCUCGAAGUAGUCCUACGUCUGGAUCAAGCACUUCGUCAAUGAGGGAAAGCCAUGUCUCACGGCCUGUUCUGACUCACGUACUGACGGAUGGUGUACGAGAAUAUUAUCUCAAAUUCUGUGAAAUCUUGGGCAAGAUAACAAUUGUUUGCGACAAUACAUUUGGUGGCCAGGCUGCUCUGGACGAAAAAUUUGGCAGCCCAGGACCCAAGACUCCAAUCUCCGAAUCUUUUACCUUUUCUCGACGUGAUGAACAUCAAACUGCGGCGGACCAGAAGCAAGCAUUCUACGAACUGCUACAUGUUGCUGUCCAAGCACUUCCCCGCUGCCUCUCCGUGGAUAUACCAUUUAAUUCUCUAAUUAAUCUUUUAUGUACAGGCACUGCGCAUGUGCAGUAUAAUAUUGCAGAAUCUUCUGCCAACUCACUCAAAGCUAUUGCUCGCCAGUCUCAUGCGCAACAGGUCACCAUGGGAUUUGCACGUUUCAUCUUUAAUUUUGAUGAUAGAUAUUCGACCAUGUCUGACGGCGGAAUGCUUGGGGCCAACCAUAUCGAAAACACGUUGCGACUCUAUGUCGAGUUGCUGAAAAUAUGGAUUGAAGAGAUCAGGCAAAAGUCGCGAGAUGCUGCAGCGGGCGAAUCUGAAGGGAAUAGUUCUGAUAACCGAGCUCUGAAGCUGGAUUUAUCUAGCGUCUGGGCCGAAGUUGAUCAGGCUGAGGCACAUGGGCUGUUCUUUCUAUGCUCACAGUCAAGACGCGUUCGAUACUUUGCUAUUACGGUCCUCCGACUCAUUACGGAAUUUGACAAGGCAUUGGGAAAAGAUGCUUCCGAAGAUUUGAGACUGAUCAAUAUUCUUGAAAACGACUCAUCUCAAGUGAUGAAUUUUGACGAUGAACACUUGUCCGUCGCCGAGCGCAGUAGACUGCAGCGAGGCUUGCAAAAUGGCAACGGCAAAGGCGCCCUCAUUGAGCUAUGCACUAGCGAAGUCACGUAUGAUACGACGCUUUGGUUCAAGAUAUUUCCCAACCUGAUGCGGAUAGGCUUUGAGAAGUGCCCAUUUGCAGUCACCAUAUGCCGAGAUCUGAUCUGCAAUCGCGUCCUACAGAUGUACAAGCCUAUUGUGUUCUUGUCCGAACCUACACGAGGCCCUUUCCACACGGGAGAAGGAAUCCACAACAACCGCCCCAUUCCUCGAUCUCCUACUGCUCAGCCAGAAUCGAUAGUAGAGCAGUGGAAGCUGUAUCUGAUUUUCGCAUGCACCACCCUGGCAGACCCAGGUAGCGCACCACAGAGCGUUCCUUUGGAUUCUAUUCAGCACACUCGCAAGUCCUCCAAGCCUGCAUCUGCAGAGAAAGCUGUCACGGCAAGGACUCUGUUUAAAUACUUGAUCCCGCUCUUAUCUGCCACAUCGGCAUCUGUCCGAGAUGCUGUAGUCGUUGCUAUGGGAUCGAUCAACAUUCAUAUAUACCAAACUCUGCUAGAAGAACUCCAGGGCCAAGUAUCCCGCUGCAAUGAUGAAGCUCGUGCGAGGAUCCAUCAGCGAGCAAACAGCAGUCCGCGCAGAAAUCGCAAGAUGGAUCUGCUCAGAACAGAAAUCACUCAUGUCUUCAAACUGACGUCGCAUUUCCUCAAAGAUCCGACCGUUUACCAGUCCGAAUAUUUCCUCAGUACCUUGACGGCGUACGCUAAAGACUUGAAACUGUUUCUAAUGGAUGGCGAGGUGCAGAUGGACUGGGAGUUCCAAAAGCUACGAAGGUAUUACUGUGGGCUCAUGGAAUCGCUGUUUGAAGGAAUCAAUCGGACAAAUGAUCCCUCUCGAUGGAUGACAUUUGAAUCUCGAAAGUCAGCCUUUUCUCUGAUGGAAGAUUGGUGCGGAUUUUCGCCAAAUCAGAAUGAGAUUCGGGCUAGGGAAGACAAUAUGCGGCAGAACUUGAUGAAUCAGCAAUCUUUGGGUGAACGAGGUACUGCCACCGCGGCAAUGGAAAUUGAGAAACGUAAUCUGAGAACCGCCGCCUUGAGCGCCAUGGCGUCGUUGUGUGGCGGGCCAAUCAAUAUCACAACAGAGAGUGGUGUCACGCUGCAGUUUGACAUACGCCGAAUGCUUUCGUGGAUCGAGGCCAUUUUCAACUCGGGCAGCGACAAGAUGAACGUCAUUGGCAGAAGGGCCCUGAAAAAUCUGGUGGUCCACAACAAAGAGUACCCGUAUCUGCUGGAGCACUGCAUCGCGCGCUGUUAUCUGGCUGAUAUUUCCAAAGUCCUCGAAAGUUAUUUCUUGGUCACUGUUGACGUGUUACAAGAGCACCCUGACUACCCUUGCCCCUUUUGGAAACUCCUCGCCCUGUGUCUCUUUAUGCUUGGAGAUGAUCAGAGUGAAGUCAGGUCCAAAUCUUCAACUGUAUUGCGAGUGUUGGAGACCCGUCAGCAAAGAAACUCCAAGAUUCAAGAUUUUGACAUUAGUGUUUCGGACAAAACUCAAGCUGUGUACAAGCUGGCUCAAUUUGAAAUCUCCAAGAGGCUUGCUAACCAGUAUACUGAGCUUGCCUUCCACGUCAUUUCCGAGUUUGCUCUUUAUUUCAAGGACUUUCAACCGGCAGCACAACGAAAUGUUGUUGCGAUUGUCUUGCCCUGGAUACAGGCCAUUGAACUGACGCUGGAUCCCAACGGAGGUCCCACGGCGCAGUCCUACGUUCUCCUGGCGAAUUUGCUGGAAAUCACAAUCAAAUCUGGCGGGGCGCUGCAUAACGAGGUUCAGGCCCUUUGGCAAGCCCUUGCCACCGGACCGCAUCUUGGAAACGUAAGUAUGGUGCUCGAUUUUAUCAUGCAGCUCUGCCUUGAGCGACGCGAACAGAACUUUGUCGAGUACGCAAAGCAAAUCGUCGUCUUCCUCUCCACAUCGGGUAGUGCGCCUGGUAAUAGAGUUGUUGAGUUCCUGCUUACGCAGAUCAACCCCAAAGCCAUGGUUCCCAUCGAGAAGAGAGAGCUGCCUCAGCCACCGCCGGAUACUAGUAGUCUACCAUACUGCGCCGACCUGGCAGAAGCCUUGCCUGUGGGCACCAAGCAAGCUGGAUUCUCUCUCGGACAACUGUCGCUGAUCUUGCUUGUGGAUCUCAUGGUGUCUCCAGUGCAGCUGAGCCCAGAGUGCGUUCCCCUGUUGCUGCAUACCGUCACCGCGCUGUGGGAUCAUUACACCCCGUUGGUUCAAGAACAAGCUCGUGAGAUGUUGGUGCAUCUUAUUCAUGAACUGGUGAUGUCACGCCUUGAUGAUCAAACGGAUCUGGACCGGAAGGAAUCUAUUGAGGAACUGAUAGAUUUAGUUCGUCAGCAUGAUCGUUCUGUCGUGUGGAGCUACGAAGAUAGCAGUGGAAAAGUCUACGAUCACGAGAACAAAGUUCCCCAAAGCAUGGAAUAUCUUACUAACGAGGUUGUGAAGACUUUUGAGGUCGCUUUCCCGGGGAUCAAAGAACAAUGGGGUAGAUUAUCCUUGACAUGGGCUACCUCGUGCCCAGUUAGGCACUUGGCAUGCCGCUCAUUUCAGAUAUUCCGAUGCGUUCUCACAUCGUUAGACCAGUAUAUGCUUGGCGAUAUGCUUGCUCGUCUUUCGAAUACAAUUGCUGAUGAAGACGCUGAAAUCCAAACAUUUUCCAUGGAGAUCUUGACAACUCUUAAGACGCUUAUUGUCAAGCUAGAUUCCGAAAAGCUCAUUACCUUUCCACAGUUGUUCUGGACAACUUGUGCCUGCUUGGAAUCAAUCAAUGAGCGCGAAUUCCUUGAGGCAUUGGAAAUGCUAAAGGAAUUAAUCGGCAAGGUCGAUUUUAGAGCCGCAAAUGUGAGAAGGCUGAUUGCGGAUGGGCAGCCGAGUAAAUGGGAAGGCCAAUUCGAGGGGCUUCAACCUUUGCUUCAUAAAGGCCUGAGGUCAUCUCUGUGUUGGCAGCCAACGCUUGAUAUCAUGGAUGAGCUAGUCAAACUUCCUGGGGACGGCCUCAUUGGAGACGAUAACCGGCUCUUCUUUGCCCUGCUGGCGAAUUUCCCACGUUUCCUGGAUGAAUUGGAACGAGGUGGUCUCUCUCCAGAGGCAAUAAAUACAGCCAAGAUCCUUCUCUCCGAGUCUGAUCGGCAAGGCCUCGAGGGAAUCGGCCUUGUACUAGAUGAUUUGAUAUCCGACCAUUUCCAAAGCUCGGACGAUUUCAUGAACCAGCUUUUCGUGGCACUUCGCGAAUUUUACCUGCCGCACAUGGAGUUCAGGAUGAUGACGUUUUUGAUGGGCUUACUGACCAAUUCUCUCUCCUGGGUCAAGGUUCAGACAAUGCGGAUUCUCUGCGUUGUUAUUCCGGACAUUGAUAUGCGCAAUCCUGAAAUCGCAAUUCAUGGCUCUGACCUCAUAUCUCCCCUACUGCGCCUUUUGCAGUCUGAGUUUUGCAUGGGAGCGCUUGAGGUGCUUGACAACAUUAUGACCAUGUCGGGAAGCCACAUGGACAAGCAGCAUCUGAGGAUGAGCAUGGCUCGCUUGACAUCCAAAGCCGUGCGGAAAGAGUAUGAGCGUGCUCAAAGCCUCUUUGGUAUUCCAGAGCUGUCUGGUUGGGCUAUCCCUAUCCCCGCUCGGAAGACAGAGGCCACGAGGGCCAAUAUACAUGCCGCCUUUUACAUGUGCCAAAGCACCGAAGGUUCUUCGACAGAGGCUACACCUACCGCAGAUGUCGAAUUCCACUCGGAAGAUUUCCCGUAUGGAUAUGGAUAUUUCGACUCUCUGGAGCGGUCGGAGACCAUGCUGUCGGAUGAGGCUCGUGUCGAGGUUCACCCGGGCGAUCUUGUUACGAAACUGGAUAGUCUCGAUGACUUCUUUGACGAACCACCGAGUCCUCAUACGGAUGAUGACGGACGAUCAUCUCUUACAAUCACUGAAUUUUCGCCCGAGUCGUACGAAACGGGGACAGAGCUAUACGACGAACAGAUCCUACCAAUCCUGCACGAAGCAUCCAACAACACAUCAUUUCAAAACGGAUUCGUUGAACGACCUAUAGUCUUUUCCAGGGAGCAUGCUUCCAACACUAUGAACCCAGGAGCGUUUACGAUGGGCAGCAGCUUGGCCCCUCGCGCUGGUCUUCACGCUCGAUCAAUCACUUCGCCUUCCGCGCCUGUUUCACAUUAUCCGCAAGACUUUGCCUCAGAUGACGAACUGGUGGUGAGCGGCUUCUCAGACGCAGACGACGAUAGGAUAGACCUGGGAAGCAUGGAUGACGCGUCGUCGUCGUUUUCGCUGGGCAGCACCUUGCGAGAUCAAAGGCAAGACGUUCCGCAGCCAAGCUAUCUUCGUCUGACGAGCCGAUCUCGGGAGCGCCAGCAACGAGACAAGGCGCCGCCUCAGCCAACUCCCAAGAUUACGAGCAAGUUGUAUUCGACAAACAUGCCUGGAGAAGGAGAUCCUAUUUGA
Trichoderma gamsii is the source of this 7671-nucleotide messenger RNA. RefSeq lists its product as hypothetical. The record is from RefSeq and is a predicted model, not a curated record. Gene Ontology annotation, biological process: cell morphogenesis. The transcript has 3 exons. The coding region runs from base 1 to 7671 and encodes 2556 amino acids. NCBI's taxonomy places the organism in Eukaryota, Fungi, Ascomycota, Sordariomycetes, Hypocreales, Hypocreaceae. Gene Ontology annotation, cellular component: cell cortex; site of polarized growth.